Phasianus colchicus (ring-necked pheasant) is the source of this 3906-nucleotide messenger RNA. RefSeq names its product potassium voltage-gated channel subfamily B member 1 (gene KCNB1). Gene Ontology annotation, biological process: potassium ion transmembrane transport; protein homooligomerization; action potential. The record is from RefSeq and is a predicted model, not a curated record. Gene Ontology annotation, molecular function: protein binding; delayed rectifier potassium channel activity. Gene Ontology annotation, cellular component: postsynaptic membrane; axon; neuronal cell body membrane. NCBI's taxonomy places the organism in Eukaryota, Metazoa, Chordata, Aves, Galliformes, Phasianidae.
AUGCCUCUGGGGAUGAAUAAGCAUGGAUCUCGCUCUACUACCUCUUUGCCUCCGGACCCCACGGAGAUCGUCAGGAGCAAGGCCUGCUCCCGCAGGGUCAAGCUCAAUGUGGGGGGGCUGGCCCACGAGGUUCUCUGGCGGACCUUGGACAGGUUGCCACGGACCAGGCUGGGUAAGCUUAGAGACUGCAACACACACGACUCCCUCAUGGAGAUCUGUGAUGACUACAACCUGGAGGAGAAUGAGUACUUCUUUGACAGGCACCCCGGGGCAUUCACCUCAAUCUUGAACUUCUAUCGUACUGGCAAGCUGCACAUGAUGGAGGAGAUGUGCGCCUUGUCCUUCAGCCAAGAGCUGGACUACUGGGGGGUGGAUGAGAUCUACCUGGAGUCCUGCUGCCAGGCCCGCUACCAUCAGAAGAAGGAGCAGAUGAAUGAGGAGCUGAAAAGAGAAGCUGAGACAUUGAGGGAAAGGGAAGGGGAGGAAUUUGAUAACACUUGCUGCGCUGACAAAAGGAAAAAGCUCUGGGACCUCCUGGAGAAGCCCAACUCCUCCGUAGCGGCCAAGAUUUUGGCAAUCAUUUCCAUCAUGUUUAUUGUACUAUCUACAAUUGCCUUGUCCCUAAACACACUUCCUGAACUACAAGGCAUGGAUGAAUUUGGGCAGACCACAGAUAAUCCUCAACUAGCCCAUGUGGAAGCAGUGUGCAUUGCAUGGUUUACAAUGGAAUACCUCUUGCGGUUCCUAUCCUCGCCUAAGAAAUGGAAGUUUUUCAAAGGCCCGCUGAAUGCUAUUGAUUUGCUAGCUAUCCUACCAUACUAUGUCACUAUCUUUCUCACUGAAUCCAAUAAAAGUGUACUUCAGUUCCAAAAUGUACGACGAGUGGUCCAAAUAUUUCGGAUUAUGAGGAUACUCCGGAUUCUAAAGCUUGCCCGGCACUCAACGGGUUUACAGUCCUUGGGGUUUACAUUGAGGAGAAGUUACAAUGAGCUUGGUUUACUCAUCUUGUUUUUGGCCAUGGGCAUUAUGAUCUUUUCCAGCUUAGUGUUUUUUGCAGAAAAGGAUGAGGACGAUACAAAAUUCAAGAGCAUCCCAGCUUCUUUCUGGUGGGCAACAAUCACCAUGACAACAGUAGGCUAUGGAGAUAUCUACCCCAAAACACUUUUAGGUAAAAUAGUAGGAGGACUGUGCUGCAUUGCUGGAGUGCUGGUGAUUGCUCUUCCUAUCCCAAUUAUUGUCAAUAACUUCUCUGAGUUCUACAAAGAGCAGAAGAGGCAAGAGAAAGCCAUUAAGCGCAGAGAAGCUCUUGAAAGGGCCAAAAGGAAUGGUAGUAUCGUCUCCAUGAACAUGAAGGAUGCAUUUGCCCGUAGUAUAGAACUUAUGGACAUUGUGGUUGAAAAGAAUGGAGAAAGCAUAGCCAAAAAGGAUAAAGUUCAGGACAAUCAUUUAUCUCCCAACAAAUGGAAAUGGACCAAGAGAACGCUCUCUGAAACUAGCUCUAGUAAAUCUUUUGAAACUAAAGAACAAGGAUCUCCAGAGAAAGCUAGGUCAUCUUCAAGCCCCCAACACCUGAAUGUCCAACAGCUAGAAGACAUGUAUAACAAAAUGGCAAAGACUCAGUCACAGCCAAACCUUAACACUAAAGAGUCAAGUCAACCUGGAAAGCAAAAGGAAGAGCUAGAAAUGGAGACCCUUCCCGGCCCUAUGGUGCCCUUGCUGACAACUCGCACCGAUGGGAUCAUUGACAUGAGGAGCAUGUCCAGUAUUGACAGCUUCAUAAGUUGUGCUGCAGAGUUCCCUGACUCUGGGAGGUUUUCCCACAGCCCACUCGCUACCCUUCCCUGCAAAGGUGGCGUUAAUGUGAUUCAGGAGCAGAGCAGAGCAGAAGGGAGUAGUGCCAGAUUUGCAGAAAUAAGCUCUGAAGGCAGCCACCGUUCUGCUUUUUUCAUAGAAAGUCCAAAAAGCUCCAUAAAGGCCAGUAACCCUUUAAAACUAAGAUCUCUGAAAGUCAACUUCAUGGAGGAGGAUGCCAGCACGUUAGUACCAGCAUCAAAUGUCCUGAGAAUAUAUCCAGACACUCUCAAGAGCAGGGGAGCUGCUGCUGCCACCGUCACAGAUACUUCCUUACUCUCUGACAGAUCUCUCAUGAGCCCAGAAACCUCCAUCUACACAACCGCGAGUGCGAGAACACCUCCAAAGUCACCAGAGACACAGACAGCCAUAGCUUUCAACUUCCAUGAUGCCGGUAUUCACAAAUACAUAGAUGCUGACACUGAUGAUGAAGGUCAGCUGCUUUAUGAUUCAAGUCCUCCUGGAAAUGUGAGUCCUAAGUACAAUGUUACAAACAUUGGUUAUCUAAAGCAAAAGGACAAUGUUUAUAGAACAGAGAAGAACCAUCUAGAAGCUGCUGCUUUACCCACCUCCCCUAAGCUAAUAGGGCAAAACUGCAUUUAUUCUAUGGAAGGUAUCACUGGAAGAACCCAGGGCAAUCAGGAGUCUGUCAGACUAGAAAAUCACAUUUCCCCAGAAGUCCAUGUGUUACCAGGCAGUGGAGGACAUGCUAACACACAUGAUCAAAGCAUCUGAACAGGCUCCAAGAGAACUUACUGAAAGUUUAAAGGAAUGUCCUUACAGUCAACUCAAAAACAAAAAAAAAACAAAAAACAAAAAACAAACAAACAAAAAAAAAGAGCUUCUGCAUGGCAUGAACUUGGCUGAAACAAGCCAUCUGUUUCUAAAAGUCUGAGGGGAGGUCCAGUGUGGGUUUGUGAAAAUGUCCUUCUCUGAAACAACUCUAAAGACAUUGCCCACAUCAGUCAAAAAUAAGGAUUGCAAGUCAUGAUCACACAUUGAUCUCCUUUCAUGUUGUCCAGUGAAGCCAAUGUGACCAAAUAUCCAUCCAUUCCCCUUGAACGCUAGAGCUCCUUUUGGAAAUAUUAACACCUGAUUUGCGUUAGUUCCAUAAAGGAUGCCAAGGCAGCCAGAUAUGAACUCUGGAAUAAUUUGCUGGGGUUGGUAUAAAGCUAUCUAAAACACAAUGCUCUUUGCUUCAGGGCAGCUGUUUCUCAUCUGCAGCUUUCUCUGAUGGAUAUUAUGUCUAAAGGUAACAGGGAACACUUGCAUUAUUAGAAAAAUCCAAGUGAAAACCAUUUAAAACAAAUAGCGGUCUAGAGAAACCAGUUAUUAAAAUGCUCUGUGUGUGUUUAACAAUACUAUAUCCUGUAGGACCUGACGUUUUCUUUUGAAACAUCAGCAGGGUGAGUUGCACCACUUGUAUCUAACUCCAAACACCCCUUAGGACGUAGUGAAACUCGCACUUACCCUCUGCUAAAAUCAAAAACUGCCCUUUGGGCCAGCACGUAGCCCUCGGGGCACACACAGCCCAUGCUGGGAAGGUGUGAAGGAGCCAUGCAGAAGCAGGGAUCUCCAGCAGCAUCACAGCCCCCUCCCCACAGCUGGGGAGCAUGGGGUUAGAAGGGGAGCUCAGCUCCUCUCUGGGCUCCCGGCUGCACCAUGGCAGCUCCCAGCCCUACAGGGAUGGCCGAGUGCAGUAGCUGGCCCUGAGGUUUGGUCUGGGCAUGGCCGGCUCCUCGGUCCUACCCUUCCCACCCGCGCCCUGACUUCAGGCAUCAGCUGAAGUCUUGCCCUUGGCGUAGGAGAGGAACCAGUUGGUCUGAAGCUUUUCGCGCCCACGUGGCGUGGUGAAAGAUAUGCAAGCGUUACAUAAAUAUGCAAAAAGAGGGAUUCUUUAGCUACCCGCCCCGGGCCUGGUUGUGCUCUCUCUUGUGAGGAGGUUGGGUGGGAGCAUCUCCUGUCGUGUUGGUGCAUCCAGCAGCACGGGGAGACUGCCAGAGACAGCAGGACCAGGCCUGAUGUUUUAAUAGCAUCCACUCAUUUUUAAGUGAA